AUGGCGCGACACAACCCACCGCUUCUUCAAACUCGAGCUCGCACUCGAAGAACUCCCGUGGUACAGGCCAAAGCCGCAAAAACGAUGGUCAAGAACCCCGUCGUUACGAACUUGUCGGCAACGGCAGCGUCGAAGGUCGUGAGGGGGGGAAGAUGGAUCCCGCUCCGCCAGAUCUUGCAGAGCCAGCCUAUAGCUAAGCGGCCCACAGGAGCGAUAGGCUAUGAAGAGUUGAGGAAAUGGUGGAUUGCGAGGGGCGAAAGGUUCGAUUUCCUCGCACUACCUGGCGAGUUGAGGAAUGAGGUUUAUCAGUACCUCGUUUGCACCUUCGUCUACCUGUACUUGUGCCGCGGGCGUAACACCCGGGAUAGGCUAACGGAAUGGGGAGGGAUCUUUUCGACUGGGCUGUUGGAGAGUGAAUAUGGCCCAACGGGAACCCACGUGCGAACGAAAUCCCGUGCCGGCAUUAGCGUCAGGCAAGGGGUGCUGAAUGGCGCCCAGGCGCUUGGUGGACUGCUAUUGAGUAGCAAGCAUAUGCACUAUGAAGUAAGCGGCUUGUUGUGGAAGGGAAUGGGGUUUCCCUUCCAAGAGCGUUGGUAUGGGGAUAUCAAGCUGGAGCGGUUCGCGUAG
Molecule: messenger RNA, 627 nt
Organism: Mytilinidion resinicola
Lineage: Eukaryota; Fungi; Ascomycota; Dothideomycetes; Mytilinidiales; Mytilinidiaceae
Exons: 1
Coding region: 1-627 (208 amino acids)
Source: RefSeq, a predicted model, not a curated record